AAACUCAUCAUUGAAAUUUCCAACUAACCAAAAGAAAAAAUCACAUUAGGAAACUUCAAUUGAUUAUAACUCUCUAAUCAUCCAGACACGUCUACUCUCAACUCUCUCUCUCCUAUCCAAUAUCCAUAUGGUCAUGGAUCGGUAGAAAUCCCCAAUUUCGACACUCCAAAUUCUCUCUCCUCCCACCUCAAUCGACUCCAAGCUCAAUUUCCCAUCCCCAAUUAUACCCAAAAAAAAAUGCUGAUAUACAAAUUCACUAAAAUCAAAAACCCCCAAUUUGCACUAUUAUUCAUAUUAAUUUUAGGGUUAGGGUUUUGUUUGAAUUUGGGGGAAGCAUUAAAGGUUCCCUUUAGAAUUAAUGAUGUUCUCCCUGUUUUACCCCGCCAAAUUUCAUGGCCUGUACUUAAUAAUCUGCAUAGUGCAGUUGAUUUGUUACCUUCUUUUGUGGGUUCAGUAACCCCUCAAAAUAAUGACUCAAUUAAGUGGAAAGGUGCUUGCUUUUUUGAAAAUUCUGCUCGCCUUGAAUUUACUGAUACUGGUGAUAAGGGUUUGGGUGGUGGUGUUCUUCAUCUUACGACAGCUUCAGCCCACAGUUGGACCUGUAUGGAUCUUUAUGUUUUUGCGACUCCCUACAGGGUUACUUGGGAUUACUAUUUUGCUUCAAGUCAGCAUACACUAGAGAUUGAUUCUUGGGAGGAAGCUGCAGAAUUAGAAUAUGUAAAGCAACAUGGGAUAUCUGUGUUCCUAAUGCCAUCUGGAAUGCUGGGGACUUUCCUUUCUUUGGUGGAUGUUUUGCCUCUCUUUUCCAAUUCUGCUUGGGGCCAACAUGCUAACCUAGCUUUUCUUGAGAAGCACAUGGGUGCCAUAUUUGAGAAGCGUCCUCAGCCUUGGAAGGUGACUAUUAAUCCAGAUGAUGUCCAUUCUGGGGACUUUCUGGCUGUUUCAAAGAUCCGUGGUCGUUGGGGUGGAUUUGAGACACUAGAGAAAUGGGUCACAGGGGCAUUUGCUGGUCAUACGGCAGUUUGCCUGAAAGACAAACAUGGUAAUCUUUGGGUUGGUGAAUCAGGGCACGAGAAUGAGAAGGGUGAAGAGAUUAUUGCGAUCAUCCCAUGGGAUGAAUGGUGGGAACUUGCACUGAAGGACGACUCCAACCCACAAAUAGCUUUGCUUCCCUUGCAUCCCGAUAUGCGUGCAAAGUUCAAUUCAACUGCUGCUUGGGAAUUUGCACGAAACAUGUCUGGAAAACCAUAUGGUUAUCACAACAUGAUUUUUAGUUGGAUUGAUACCAUAGGCGAAAACUUUCCACCUCCUCUUGAUGCUCACUUGGUUAUUUCUGUCAUGUCUAUGUGGACUAGAGUACAGCCAGCAUAUGCAGCAAAUAUGUGGAACGAGGCACUAAAUAAGAGACUUGGAACUGAGGGCUUGGACUUGCAUGAAAUCCUUAUUGAGAUUGAAGACCGAGGCAUAGCAUUUGAGCAGUUGCUUACCAUCCCAGAGCAAGAUGAUUGGAUAUAUAGUGAUGGUAAAUCCACAACAUGUGUUGCCUUUAUCCUUGCAAUGUACAAGGAGGCAGGAAUAUUCAAUCCUUUGUCCGAAUCCAUCCAAGUUACAGAGUUUACUAUCCGCGAUGCAUAUAUGCUGAAAAUAUUCGAGGACAACACGACACGUUUGCCUAGCUGGUGUACGACCGAGAAUGGGCAUGUUCCCUUUUGCCAGAUUCUCGGAGAGUAUCGCAUGGAACUGCCCGAAUACAACACUGUAGAGCCAUAUGCCCAUAUGAACGAAAACUGUCCCUCAUUGCCUCCACAUUAUCAGAGGCCCAUAAAAUGUUGAUCGAUGGUUUAGCCUGUUAUUUGUUACUAUGUACACGUUUUAAAAGUGUUCUGGAGCAUUUCCCAAGUGACGAUUGUUCUAUUCUUGUUAUUUGUAAUGUGUACAUAUUUAUGAGACAUUCAUUAAAAGUAAAUAGUAGUUGUUGCUUAUAUUUUGUUGUGAUGAGUUGUAACCGCUUAGAGAUUAUUUUUCUUCUCUUGACUUGUAAUUUCUACUGGUUGAGUAUGUAAAUUCUUGGCUAAUUGCUUCUUUAAAAGCUCCAAGUUCCUGGAUGUUUUGGAAUCUCAA
This is a messenger RNA of Beta vulgaris subsp. vulgaris (sugar beet), 2121 nucleotides long. RefSeq lists its product as hypothetical. NCBI's taxonomy places the organism in Eukaryota, Viridiplantae, Streptophyta, Magnoliopsida, Caryophyllales, Amaranthaceae. The transcript is spliced from 7 exons. Bases 238 to 1833 code for a protein of 531 amino acids. The record is from RefSeq and is a predicted model, not a curated record.